CCUUCUCUUGAUCGUCAACAAUAUUUGGAUUCUUCCAUUCAAGGAAAGAUCAAGGAAGAAUUAUCUCGUCUACGUAAACAAGAUUCCGAAUUACAAAAGCAAAUCGAACAAGCAUUAGAGAAAGAAAGUUUGGACAUAGCAUCACAGAAUAAGACGGGAGCAAAAGGUAAAUCAAGUAUCUUACUCAAACAAGAAUUGGACGAUGUGAGAAGUAAGAUCGAACGUCAUAAUCAGAGAAGGGAAAAAGUUGACAAGGCUCCCGGUGUAAAGAGUGCUCGUGAAAAAGUUGUACAAUGUUACAACAAGAAUCCAGAAUCAACCUUGGAAUGUUGGGCAGAAGUUCGCGAUUUCAGACAAGCUGUCUCUCGUGCGGAA
Messenger RNA from Meira miltonrushii, 375 nucleotides. RefSeq lists its product as uncharacterized. NCBI's taxonomy places the organism in Eukaryota, Fungi, Basidiomycota, Exobasidiomycetes, Exobasidiales, Brachybasidiaceae. The annotation marks the transcript as partial. The transcript has a single exon. The record is from RefSeq and is a predicted model, not a curated record.